CCAGGUUUUCAAUUAUGGAUGUGGUUAAAACUGUUUCCAUAUUAAGUAGGAAUCAUGCGAAAGUUUUUCUGAGGUUUUACAGCAAUAAACAGUCGGAACAUUUGUUGAAAUAUCGGCCCUCAUCACUGCCACCAAGUGACGAAGAUUUGGAGCGGUUAAGGAAUUUUAUUUCAAAGCGAAGAAAACUUUUUGUUUUGUCCGGUGCAGGGCUGUCAACAGAGUCAGGAAUUCCUGAUUAUCGAUCAAAGGAUGUGGGACUUUACGCACGGACUAACCAUAAACCAAUGCAGCAUCAAGACUUUGUUAAAAGUGCAGAUAAACGGAAAAUUUAUUGGGCAAGGUCGUACCUUGGGUGGGCGAAAUAUGACGCAUGGAAACCUAAUGCUGCGCAUGUAAAGUUAGCAGCUAUGGAGAAGGAUGGGAGAGUGGAGUGGCAUACUACGCAGAAUGUGGAUGGUUUAAUGGUGAAAGCAGGCGCUGAACAACUUACUGAGCUUCAUGGGCAAAUGAGGAGAGUUGUCUGUAUGAGGUGUAAUGGGCUGUUGGAUAGAAAUGUAAUGCAAAAGGAUAUGGAUGCAUUGAAUAAACACUGGUCAGCAGAGGUGCUUGGUUAUGGUCCUGAUGCUGAUGUGUUUAUACGUGAGGAAGAUGUGAUAGACUUCAAUGUUCCUGCAUGUAGAAAGUGUGGUGGGGAUUUAAAACCAAACGUAACAUUUUUCGGAGAUAAUGUACCGCGAUCCAAAGUCACUUUUGUGCGCAGUAUCGUGGAUAAAUGCGACGGUGUGUUAGUGGUUGGUUCAUCAUUACACGUAUGGUCAGGUUAUAGGUUUAUUACACAAGCCCAUGAGCUUGGGGUUCCUAUUGCCAUUGUAAACGUUGGGGAAACGAGAGCUGAUAAAUUUGCUGCUGUAAAGAUUGACGCACUUUGUACUGAUGUGUUUCGUGCAAUUGAGUAAGAUAAAACAGCAGUCAGUGGUGGACAUUUAAGGGGCAAACAGAACAGUCUAUCUGAAUUUGAAAUUAUUUCCGUAAAACAAUCAAUUUGUGCAAACUAUGCUAAAGUACAGGUACUAUUGCUUCUGCUACCUAAGUAUUUUUGAUAUGUCUGCAAUUUAAUAUAAUAUGCAAUAUACCUUGUUUUUAACUUAAAACUGUGAUUAAUUUUAUUUAUAAUCAAGCACAAUAUAGUAUAAUUAUAAUACAUCAAUAUUAUGUCGCCACAAUGUUAUUAUUGCGCACUGUUGCCAAAGUUUGUUGUUUUAUUGUUUUGUGUCUGUCAACUUAAUAUAGUGCAGCUUAUAAUUGAACAUUGCCUGGAGGGUUUUUAACCAUUAGUAGCGGCUUAUGUGAAUUCUGACUUAACUAGGUUUAACUGUAUGCAUAUGAAAUUGUAAUGAGAAAAGUAAAUUUUGAUAUAACAAGGUUUAACUACAAGCAUGUAAACAAUGUUACAUUAUGUGAAUUCUAAUUUCUGGCAUAUAUAGGUGAAUUCUGAUCUAACUAUCUAGAUUUACCUGUAUACAUUUUAAUUUUACCGUCAUCUCUUUCUGUAAUCGAGUGUUGUGUUUUCGUGUUUUUGCUUUUAUGUUUUACUCAGG
Molecule: messenger RNA, 1598 nt
Organism: Ciona intestinalis (vase tunicate)
Lineage: Eukaryota; Metazoa; Chordata; Ascidiacea; Phlebobranchia; Cionidae
Product: NAD-dependent protein lipoamidase sirtuin-4, mitochondrial
Cellular component (GO): mitochondrial matrix
Molecular function (GO): histone deacetylase activity, NAD-dependent; NAD+ binding
Source: RefSeq, a predicted model, not a curated record